AUAUAGACUGCCUACCUUCUUUCUGUCUAUAUUCCUCGUUCAUAAUUCCUACUGGGAGGAAUCGGUUUUUGGUUCUCGAUCAAUCUUGAUCGAUAAUGGAUCAAUCAAGAUCAUAUUGGAUCCAGAAGGAUAGAACUUGUUUGAAUUCCCACGUGUUAUCUUCGUUUGGUGAUUCUUGGGAAGAACAAGCAUUCGCAGAAGAUGCAGCUGGGCCACUGGGUGGGUGUAUAUGGCCUCCAAGAUCUUAUACUUGCAGUUUCUGUAGAAGGGAAUUCAGGUCGGCUCAAGCUCUUGGUGGGCACAUGAACGUGCAUAGGAGAGAUAGGGCUAGACUCAAGCAGAUUUCAAGUCCAAAAGCCAAUCAAGUUCUUGAACCUAAUUCAUCUUUGAGUAGAUGUAUGUUACAAAACCCUAAUGAGAUCUGUAACCCUAAUUUUGACUUGGAUCAUACUCUCUUUUCAUCAUCUUCUCCCAGACCUUCUACAGUUUCCAUUCUCACUCCUUUCACAUGCUCUUUUGCUCAAGAAGAUCAAAAGGGUAGUACUCCCGUAUUGUCAUGGUCCAAGUUUGAGUCCCGGAAAAGAUUUCAUUUAGACGAUCUGGGAAACCAAGACAAGAGUUGUACAAAAGUUCUGGAGGCAAAUUCCACCACUUCAAAGAAGAGUAAUCAUCAGAUUGAAGUUCAUUUCUCCGGUAACCUAAAUUCACUCGUUAGAAGAAGAUGCGAGACACCUAUCUAUAACGACAAGGAUGAACCUAACGAUGGUUUGUUCUCCAAGAGAAGGCGAACGGACGAUGAUGCACACUCUUUCUUUGCAAAGAAUAGUGACACGAUGGUAAAUGGCGAUGAAGCCGAAUCACUGUUGCCUGUUGAACGUAGCCCAAACUCUACACUAGAGAAUUUGGAUCUUGAGCUGAGGCUGGGUGAUCGGCCUAAAUGAGGUGAGGCGUGAAAAAAACUGUCUUUAAUAACUGUUGUUGCUUCUUCUUCCUUCCUUUCCUUUAACGUUUAGCCCAUUUAAUUGAAGUUUUAAGGGCAAGUCUUCUUCCUUGAAUAUGACAAGCAGCCAUGGGAGUGUACCAAGAAAUACAUGUAAUUUACAUGAAUAUUAAUUGAUUGAAGCUUUUGUAUUGGAUCAACACUACUAGAC
Molecule: messenger RNA, 1151 nt
Organism: Cynara cardunculus var. scolymus (artichoke)
Lineage: Eukaryota; Viridiplantae; Streptophyta; Magnoliopsida; Asterales; Asteraceae
Exons: 1
Coding region: 96-941 (281 amino acids)
Source: RefSeq, a predicted model, not a curated record